Messenger RNA from Hibiscus syriacus, 1176 nucleotides. Its product is annotated as peptidyl-prolyl cis-trans isomerase FKBP19, chloroplastic-like. Gene Ontology annotation, molecular function: peptidyl-prolyl cis-trans isomerase activity. Lineage: Eukaryota; Viridiplantae; Streptophyta; Magnoliopsida; Malvales; Malvaceae. The record is from RefSeq and is a predicted model, not a curated record. Gene Ontology annotation, cellular component: chloroplast; thylakoid. The transcript has 10 exons. The coding region runs from base 85 to 819 and encodes 244 amino acids.
CGAAAAGUUGAGGCCGUUAUCUUCCCGCGUAGAAACCUCUCUCUCUCUCUCUCUCUCUCUCUCUCUCUCGAAUCUCACCAUCUGAUGGCGUCAAUUUCAGCCGCUGGAUUUCUGCCGCAACCCCUCGCCUUCUCUGCCGGUACCGGAAGAGCUUCUCCAACUGUGAGACCAAUAGCAUGCUUUUCACUGAAGCAGCAACAAUCUCAGCUGAUUGACCGAAGAAAAGUAACGGUAAUUGGGACGGUUGGGUUACUCGCCGCCGCUCUCUGGCAUUCUUCCGACGGAGAUAUUGGAACGGCAAUGGCUGCCUCAUCUGGAUUUACUGAUAUGCCUGCACUUAGGGGAAAAGAUUAUGGGAAGACCAAAAUGAGGUAUCCAGACUACACUGAAACAGAAUCAGGUCUUCAGUACAAGGACUUGCGGGUGGGGGAUGGCCCUACACCCAAUAUGGGAGAUACAGUUGUGGUUGAUUGGGAUGGCUACACUAUAGGAUAUUAUGGCCGCAUAUUUGAAGCUCGAAACAAGAGCAAAGGCGGUUCCUUUGUGGGAGAUGACAAAGACUUCUUCAAAUUUAGACUUGGAUCCCAAGAGGUGAUUCCAGCAUUCGAGGAAGCAGUUUCAGGAAUGACUCUUGGUGGUGUUAGAAGGAUCAUAGUUCCGCCGGAACUGGGAUAUCCCGACAAUGACUACAACAAAAGUGCCCCCAAACCAACGACCUUCUCGGGUCAACGAGCAUUAGAUUUUGUGCUGAGGAACCAAGGGCUUAUAGAUAAGACUCUACUGUUCGAUAUUGAGCUGCUGAAAAUCGUUCCAAAUUGAUUUUGGCUCAAAGGUCAUCAUUGCCUAAACAACUAGAAACCGAAAAUAUAUCGAGGGAAGUUUUCUGAUACUGUAAGUAACUGGGAGUUGAGGACUUGAGGUCCUCCAUGGCUGAAAAUAUUGGAAAACAUAAUGAGCAAAGAAUGUGAAUUAUCUCUUUGAAGCAAGCAGGGAGGCCAUGUUUCAUCCACCAAGUUCUAGCUAUUCUUGAAAUAUAGAACAACUCUCGACAAUUUUUUUUGACGUUUUAUAUAUUAUCAACUAAAAUUUAAUGGUGUGAAGAAAGAUGUGAUAGUCCAUUGUGUCCAAAUUCUGUAAUGAUCCAAAUCCUCAUUUCAGUGUCAGAAAGUUCUUGUA